CAGAGUCAGCACUCCAGUUCCCCUCAUCAAUAACAACAACAGUCCUGCUGAACUGCAGUUACUGCUGCUGCUGGAGGAGUGUAUGAGCUGUGCUGAAGUAAAAAUGAAGAGCUCCCUGGGGAUCUGUCUGGUGAUCUGCUCUGCUCUGAUCGGACUGGGAUCGGCCAUUCGGUGUUACAGUUGUAAGGAUUAUACAGCCAGCUGCUCCAAACAACGAGACUGUAGCUAUGACGACGCCUGUCUCACACUCAACGAGAGAGGUGGGAUGACCUACCGUCAGUGUCUGAAGUAUUCAGACUGUGAGUACAGCCGCCUGGCCCAGAUGUUCCCCCAGGUGUCCAGUUUCACCUUCAAGUGCUGCAACUCUGACCUGUGUAACUCCGCGCCCUCCUCUGCAGCGAGCUCUCUGAUUGGUCUGCUGGCCUCUGUGGUCGUCAUGUGGUGGUGCGUCCACUGAAGAGUCAACAGUCAUGUUCCUGCAGUGCUGCAGCGCCCCCCAGUGUCUGCAAACACACAGCGCACAUAACACUCGCAGCUUCUCCAAUUGACACUCAUUCACCACAUUCAUAUUCAUCCAUUCAUCCCAGUCAGUCAUUCAUCACGGUUCAGUUUGGAUCAAACAGGCAGAAGACCGACUUCACGUUUCAGAUAUUUUUCAUGUGACAUAACAAAUGUUUAGAUUUUAUCUCGACAGUGUGACGGUUCAGGAACCUGAGGGGCGGAGCUUACAUGGUUUGACCUCACUGAUUGGUCAAACACAAACACCGCAGAGAUUUUAUUAUGUGAAAGCAAGACUGCUCACACUCAUGGACUCAGUACAGCUGCCACAGCUUGACAUUUAUUUUGAAAAGAAUCUCUACAUAACUUCCUGGCUCCAGUUCCCAUGAUGCAUCACUGUCAUUACGUAAAUGUCCUCAGAUGAUAGAGUGAAACUAAAGCAGGAGAAACGGUCCAAUCAGAGCUGAAUGUGUGGAUUACCUGCAAACAUCAGGCAGGUGAAGAGAGGCCAUGCCCACAUCCACAUGAGGUCUACAGGUGGUUUCAGCAGUCUGAGUCCGUCUGUGUGAACAGGAAGUGAGUGAACGAGUGAGUCAACAUCAGCAGCUGAUUGUGUCAUGAGUCAAAAAUAAAUAACAAACUGUUUCAUCCGUCUAACAGACCUGCUGUUCAAGGUUCUUCAUUAACAGAACCUCCGGUUCCUCUGGUUCCUGUGGUUCCUGUGGUUCCUGUUUGGUGACAGAACAAGAAAGUUUCCUCUUUAACUCUGUUUGAAACGACUGACUUGAAACCAGCUUUACGACACUGCCUGCAAACAACCAUGAUUUUAAUAAAGUUUUACAAACAGGAAA
Molecule: messenger RNA, 1349 nt
Organism: Seriola dumerili (greater amberjack)
Lineage: Eukaryota; Metazoa; Chordata; Actinopteri; Carangiformes; Carangidae
Gene: cd59a
Product: CD59 glycoprotein-like
Exons: 5
Coding region: 83-457 (124 amino acids)
Source: RefSeq, a predicted model, not a curated record